This is a messenger RNA of Spinacia oleracea (spinach), 1972 nucleotides long. RefSeq names its product F-box protein CPR1-like. The record is from RefSeq and is a predicted model, not a curated record. Lineage: Eukaryota; Viridiplantae; Streptophyta; Magnoliopsida; Caryophyllales; Amaranthaceae. Bases 445 to 1494 code for a protein of 349 amino acids. Gene Ontology annotation, molecular function: protein binding. The transcript has a single exon.
UGACAAAUGUUUGAAGUUAAAAUUGUGUAUUUCUCCUCUAUUUUUUCCAUCUCUCUUCGAUUCUUCAACCCUUCUCAUCAGCGGGGAUUUAUCCACCGUCUCCUUCACAAAUUUCACCCAAUUGUGUCCGUCAAUUCAUUGCAGCAAUUUUGCAACUUAGCUUCUCUGGUAAUCUCGUCCCUCUUAAUUUGUUUUAAUUUUUUGAUUGGUAAAUUUAUUUAAACCCUAGAUUUCUCUGAAAUUCGCGAUUAAUUUCUUAUGAACCCUAAUUUGAACAUAGUUUUAUCUUCCAGUAAAUCAUCAAAACCCUAUAUUUCUCUAAUUUUGUUAUUAAUAUCUCAUAAACCCUAAUCUCAAUGUAGUUUUUUCUUCCGGUAAAUCAUCAAAACCCUGUAUUUCUCUGAUUUUUGUUGAUUAAUUUGUCAUAAACCCUAACUUAUAAUCAUGAGUUUUCCCGUAGAUAUAAUCAUUGAGAUUCUCCUAAGAUUGCCUGCAAAAUCUCUUUUACGGUUCAAGAGUGUGUGCAAAUUAUGGUAUGAUUUAAUCAACGAUCUUGAUUUUGUCAGUCGCCAUUUAGAACGAUCGCUUGUCAUCCAAACCAAUCUUCACUUCGUUUACCAUGCCCAUAAUACACUUCGUUUGGCCGAUUUUGACAGUUUUAAUAACCCGAUUGAACUCAAUUACCCUUAUGGUGAUUGUUUUAUGGUGGUAGGUUCAUGUACUGGCUUGCUAUGUCUCCAGAGUAGUAAUCAGCGUCCUCUUAUGAUUUACAACCCAACCACUCAGACCUACAAAAAACUCCCGUUGUUGGGGAUAAGCGCAUCAAUACGGAAUUUUGGGUUCGGUUAUGAUAGUAUCGCUCGGGACUAUAAAUGUGUGAGUGUUAUUCAAUGUGGUGAUGGUUACAGAAGGGGUUCUUUUGAGAGUGAAGUCAUGGUUUAUAGCUUGAAAGAUGAUUCAUGGAGAAAGGCCCGUUCUCCUAGUGUUCCUUUCAAUUUUCAUUUAAGCUUUAGGGGAAAUGUAUUUGUUAAUGAUUCUAUCCAUUGGGUUGGGGGUAUAAACAAGUGUGAGGCUAUUGUUGCCUUUCAUUUAAGGGAUGAAACUUUUAGCACUCUGCCAAUUCCUGAUUCUGAUUCUGAUUCUGAUUCUGAUCCUGUGAACAGUAGAGGGGGCAUAUGUGUGGGAAUACUUGAUGGGUGUUUGUGUCUUUCGGUUAGCAAUGUGAAUCGUGAUGAUGUAUGGGUAAUGAGAGAGUAUGGAGUAGCUGAAUCAUGGACCAAGCUAUUUUCCAUUGCUAAGCACAAUGGUCACAUUGUAGUGGAGAGACCUGUGUGUUAUUCGAUCAACUUAAAGGAAUUGUUUGUGCAUAUGAGUGUUAUUUGCGAGGUUGCUUCCAUUAAUUUAGAUACAAUGGAAAUUAGCACUGUGAAGGGUCCUGAUUUUAACUUUUGCACCAAAGCCUAUGUCUGUGUAGAGAACCUUCUUACAUUGUGAUCUUUUGCUCGAGGAGGAGCAGCACAUGGAAAAGAACCGACACUUGAUCUUCAAUCAUGGGUAGUUUUGAGUUUGUUUUUCCUUGGCUAUUAUGUUAUCUUUUUGUUCUUAUUUCCUUGUAAAAACUCUGCUGAAUGUCUGAGAAUCUCAUGCUGCAACCUGAUUUUCUCCUCAUUUCGUUGAUAUUACCAACCUGAUGUUCGCAGUACUUAUUUUGUUCAUUAAUCAUUAGCUCUAUUAUAGAGAAGGCAUUUAUAUCAUAUUCUACAGUUCAUUUUACAAGGCUUUCUCAGAACACUCGUCAAACAAAGGUGAACAACAGGAAGUAAUCGGGACAUACUCAGUCUGCAUAGUGUUUAAUUUUAUAGUGAAGGCAUAAGUUUUAUGUCGUAGCAUUUGUGUAAGCAAUGUUAUGGAUUUUUGUGUGAAAAUGCCUCGAUAUAUGACAGUAAUUCCCUACACAGGGGAAUGCUUAUUA